AUGGCGCUACUCAGCCUGCUUGCGCUGCUGCCGCUGGCGCAGGCUGCACAGAACGUCUUCAUCCCCUUCAACGCUAAAGCCCAGGAGCAGCCCGUCAUCUCGGACGCCAACGAUGCAAACCCGGGUGACCACGUAACUGAGGUCGACAUCACGCUGUGUGAGGUGCUGCUGGUGGCUCACGAUUCGGAGCUCGACGUGAAAGCCAGCCAGUACUCUCGCUCUUACUUUCUCGGAGCCGACAUAGCCUGCAGCAACGUCAUCAUGGACGCGAGCACGCUGUCUGUGGGCGGACCUACCAUCAAGGUGAAGCCUGGCGACCAAAUGCGGAUCACGCUUUUCAACAACCUUCCGGCAUCGAACAGGGGGUUCGAGUGGGCCAACACGCAAUCCCUCAACAACACGUACCACGACGUGCACAUCACCGGCCUCCACACCCACGGCCUCCACAUCUCCGGCGAGGCGCCGGGCGACUCGAUCUUCACGUCGGUCUACCCCAAGGGCUCGGACCCGUCCCUCUGUCCCGAGUACGACGAGGGCACCGAUCCCAAGUCUUGCUCUGUCGGCAGCCACACCUUCAACUACAGCAUCCCAGCAGACCACAUGGGCGGCACGUUCUGGUAUCACCCGCACCACCACGGCUCGACUGCGCUGCAGGCCGGCGGCGGUGCUGCAGGCAUGAUCAUCGUCGAGGACAUGCCAGGUGACCUACCCACCGUCGUCGCAGAGAUGGAGGAGCACGUCAUGUCGAUGAUCUCGGUGACCUUCAUCAACAAUCAUGACAUCGCCCGCAGCGGGGAGCUUGUCUGCAAGUGCAAGGUCGGCACCUGCGACGCCUGCACCGAGGCCACGAAGAACAAGUGCAAGAAGACCUGCAAAAACCCCGGUGGCGGUCCCGGGUUUGCGGGCAGUCUGGCGGGCUUUUUCAAUACACUGCCGGGAGUCUCGGAGGGAGACUUCCUCGCGUGUCCCGUUGGCGACCGAAACGCGACUGUGCCGGCGGCCAAGCAGCAUGAGCUCGAGCUCAAGUGCCAGGAGGGAGUCGGCGGGGGCGUCGGCGUGUGGGCGCCAGGGCUUGUCACAGACGGGUUGUCUGAAGGAACCCCGGAGCAACGACACAAGUUCCUCGGCGAGUCGAAUAUGGUGCUUAUGAACGGCGCCUUCAACCCGGAGAAGGAGAUUGUCGCCAACACGUGGCACCGGUUCCGCAUGCUCUACUCCUCCGUCGACAAGGUGGUGAUGCCCACGAUCGAGGGCGGUGGGUGCGAGUACAAGCUCCUCGCCAAGGACGGAAUCACGCUGCAGUCGGCGCCGCGCGACUUCGAGACGGGCUUCAUGGGCCCCGGGAAUCGCGCGGACUGGCUGGUUCGCUGCCAGCCAGGGAAGCACAGGCUGAUCACUCAUGCGUACGUGCCCUUUGGAGGUGACUUGCUGCAGCUGACGGGCGAGACCAAGCUGUACGGCCCCGGGCCGAACGUCCGCGGCAACCACUACACCCGCGAGGCGCAAAACCUCGUGACUCUCGUCGCGACGGUCGACGGCUCGGCGCCAGCGACGCCGUCGUGCGAGGUGCUGCCCACAUUCGAGGUGGCCCGCCCGUGCUACCUGGUUGACCUGCAGCGCGAGCCGAGCACCUCCUUCUCCAUGCAUGACGAUACCAAGAUCGGGGUCACGCUCGGGUUGAAAGUCGGGAACAGCGACAUUUCGGGCCUCCUCCCUCCCAACUACUACGUCGAGUCGAACGAGAGCAGCUACAGCAACACGCUGGACUUCGACGGCAUGCACUCUGUGGACGCGAAACCGCCCGUCGGACAGCCAAUCGAGCUCGACCUGCAUGGACUCUACUUCCACGCCUUCCACCUGCACGUGAACCCGUUCCAGCUACAGGGCGACCCCAUCCUGGCGGACGCCACCGCAGCGAUCCCCAACGGCAACUCGGGCGGGGCGAUCCACGCGAAUUUCGAGGAGAAGAAGACGGGCGCGUUCGCCGACUACUUCCGCGCGGGCGACUGGCACGACACGCUCAUGCUGCCCACGCGCAACUCUCUGACGGUCCGCUCGCAGACGGACAAGUUCACGGGGAGCCAGAUCUUCCACUGUCACAUCCUCGACCACGAGGACCUGGGCAUGAUGGGGCAGUUCCUCAUCCAGGAAGGGCCUGACGCCGAGUGGGCAGGGGCGAGGAGGAUCGACCCCCGCUGCUACAACGCAAGCAGCGUGGAGCGCGGCGGCGCGAGGCCGUUUGCCCGCAUCGUCGACCCAGGCUCGUGCGCGGCGGCCGAGGCGUACCCCGCGACGCCGCCCUUCCCGCCCCUCGCUCCGCCGCUCCCUCCGGCCGCACCGCCGCCGCCGCCGCCGCCUGUGAACCUCGUGACCAUUGUGUUGAACCUCGUGACCGUUGGCAUCGGGCUGUUGGCCUCGUUGAUUCUCCUCUCCCUGUACUACUACUGCGGCUGCUUCUGCGGCGCCAGCGGUGGACUGUGCCAAUCUGGCCACCACCCGUGCGCCGGCGCCAUAGCCUGCUGGGAGGUCAACGAGUUCUGCUGCCAGAAUUACGGCAUCGGCCGACGCGACAUUCCGGAUGCCACGAAGCGCGAUGUGGAGAUCGCAAAGGUGGAGAUCGACGUUGAGGUGGAGAUCACGACGGGCGAGGCGAUCCGGCCGGUUGCGCCGCAAGCGCCCUCGGGCAUGGCGGAGCGGGAAGUGGUUUAGGUGGGGGCCCUGUUAUCUGCUUUGUCUUUUUUUGUCUAAUGGAAGUGUGUGAGUGUGGGUGUGUGCUCUUAUGUGAGUGUGUGCAGGUAUUUUUUGCGAAUCUUGGGUUGUAAUUUAUUUUUCGGUUGUUCCCCUGUUUUGUGAGAUUUUCA
Molecule: messenger RNA, 2861 nt
Organism: Emiliania huxleyi CCMP1516
Lineage: Eukaryota; Haptophyta; Isochrysidales; Noelaerhabdaceae
Exons: 1
Coding region: 1-2709 (902 amino acids)
Molecular function (GO): copper ion binding; oxidoreductase activity
Source: RefSeq, a predicted model, not a curated record